CUUCUCUGGGACGAAUAGCGACCUUCAACGUUCAGAGAAAUUCCUCUACUUUCGGCCCGCUGGCUGUCAGAGCCUGAUCAAAGCUUACAACGCGAGAUUCCCUAACCAGAUAUCCAAUUUGUUUUCGGUUAUUACAGAGAAUCAUGUCUGCGUGAACAAGUUGUAUGAAGAGGUCGGGAAAUCGGUGGUGCUGCGAGAGAGUGCAACCACAGGGAGAGUGCAGUUGGUGGGAGUUGCGGGCGUAGCCAAUGCUCGCCUCCCCAUCCCUAUUGCCUACACUCAAGUCCAGCCUCAUCGCUUUUGGAUCGAACUUGUCUUAAAGAAGUUUAGGGAUAACACAUCAAGACGUACAGUAGGGUGAAGAUUCCCUCGAUGUCACGAGGUAUCUUCAUGAAUGGAUCUCAAGAGAUUAAACCAUUACUAUAUUUUUUCAUCACUGUGGCCAUAGGCACUAAGUGGAGAUGUCAUGAAGAGAACACAGCAACCAGAGACUAACCACUUUUAACAGCCACUACAUACAUCACUAGGUUUUUCUUUAGCAUAGAUCAGGUGUUCUCUGUUCUACCUCAGUUCUCUAAGAGAGUAACGAAAUCACCGUCCAAAGUCAUAUCCUUAAAUCAUAUCAAUAAAUGGACAAUACUGUGAAUGAAGCUGGCAUUAACCCUUAUUGUAGUACUGUCCAAUUUUGUUUUACUCACUCAAAAAGCUGACAUGAUUACAGUAACAAUGUCAUUGCAUUAUGUACAGAAGGCGGCAUUAUUACGUCAUAGUAUUUCAUGAAAACAUGUACGGUAUCUCAUUUUGUAUUUUAAAUUAAAAUAUAUUUGUAAUUUGAUUGAUAAUUAAGAAUGAUGUGUGUGUUUGAGUCUGAUAUAAAUACAUUGUAUGAAAUGAC
Penaeus vannamei (Pacific white shrimp) is the source of this 895-nucleotide messenger RNA. The record is from RefSeq and is a predicted model, not a curated record. Lineage: Eukaryota; Metazoa; Arthropoda; Malacostraca; Decapoda; Penaeidae.